This is a messenger RNA of Doryrhamphus excisus (bluestripe pipefish), 1739 nucleotides long. Lineage: Eukaryota; Metazoa; Chordata; Actinopteri; Syngnathiformes; Syngnathidae. The record is from RefSeq and is a predicted model, not a curated record.
CCAGUUCACGUGAUGGUGAGCCACCAAUCAGUGCCGUACAUAAUCCGGAAGGGAUUGCACACAGGUAAAAGCGGUGGACACACGUGGAAAGAGUUGCUUCAGGUCGGGCUGGUCUUGGCCCUUCUGAUCCAUGCGUGACCUUGGACAGGACGGGGCCGCCGGUGCCCCCCUCCCAAGACCCAAAGACGAACCUCAACGCUGACUCACCAAGCCCCGCCCCUCCAGAAGGAGGCGGAGCAAUGGGUGGCGAACGAGCGGAAGACGGUGAAGGGGAGGAGCCUGUUUUUCACGAGCUGUGGUUCAUGGCUGUGAUGGCGGCCAUCGCACUGCUGCUGAUGGCCAUCAUCUUGGCGGUCGCUCUCCACAAGGCUUUGAACAAACACCACCUCACCAGAGAGAGACCCCCCCUAGCGGCCAUGCCCAUGAAGACACGAAACCCCAUGAUGGCUGUUUAUCCUGCCAGCAACUCCAUGCUGUUUGACACUGUUCCUGACACGGUGGGCGUGGCCAGCAGUGUAACACUGAAGGCCUUCACCAUGAAGAUGGAGGAAGUGCUGGAAGCAAAAUGCGAGGCCACUCAGGACGAAGGGGGCGUGACCUCCCUGAGGCGCAGCAUCAGCCAGGUGAUGGAUGGGAAGUCGGCGCCUGAAGACAAAGCGUGGGACCCGGCGGCUGUUUGCGGCCACGACAGCGGGAUGUUCAUGGACGAUGAGGAGUUUGUGGACACCAUCAAGGGCUUCAGCACCAUCAGGAAGGAGCACACCAUGUUCACUGACACCAACCUCUGACCCGCCACGCCGCAACACACCUCCUUUCCCACAUGGACAAGAUUCCUACUUUCUGCUGGAAGGGGACGUACAAAACUUCUUCAUCCUGUUCCUGUUCCACUCCAACCUCACCCAAGAGGAGCUGGAUCAUCUUGGAUGGAUGAGCUUCCAUGCGCCUUCACGGGAAAACCUCUCACAGGUUAUGUCACUUUCCAGUUGCCCUCUUCCACAGCUGACUAGAUUUUUACUUUGACUUUAUAUGGAUGGAUUUUUCAUUGAAGUAUGUAUUUAAAAAUAGCCACAUUUGAAGAAAUUCAUCUGAAAAUUUUUUUUUUUUUAAAUGUUACAUUUUUAGUUAUACAUUUGUAAAAAAAAAUGGAUUUGCUAAUUCAAUUUUUAAGGAGGAAAAUGUAUUUCCUAUUUGAAACCCCUAAAAAAGGUAAUUAUUUAAUAAAUCUAAUUCAAAUUGAAAAUGCACAAUUCUAAAAAGUUUUCUAAGUUUUAAUUUUGUUAAAUCAAUUUGAAAUGUAAAAGUGUAGGAUGUAUGUGUAGGAUUACUUUUUUUAAAUUGAAAAUGUCAUUUCAAUUUCCAAAUGAAAAACAAUUUGGUCAUUACAUUUGUUUACAAAGUAUACAUUUAGUAUGAAUAUUGUAUUCCAAGUAUUAAAUGUAAUUUUCAUUUUAAAAUAUUAGAAAUCAUAAAUGUAAAAAAUCCUUAAAUUUAAUCCAUUGGGAAAGUGUAAAAAAAAGAUUUGAUAUUUUGGGGGGAUUAAAUUACAAUUUUAGUAUAAAUUUGAAAAUGUAUUUUUUUACACGUUUUAAAAUGUAUUUUUUUCAUACACAUUUAGCAUACAUUUGAAAUUACAUUAAGUAAUGAAAUGAAAGUACAUUAAUGGAAAAAAAAGCCACGUUCAUAUGUUCAAUAAUGGAUUUAAUGAACUUGAAAUGUAUAGAAAAUAGAAUUGAAAUAAA